GCCGGCCAGCCAGCCAAGGACCGGCCGGCCGACCGACCGACCGAGCGAGCGACCGACAGACAGAGGAAGAAGGCCAUCGCCGUCGACCCCGUCCCCGCCACGACCACGACACGACGAGCGGCAGCAGCAGGAGCCACCAGCGCCGCCGCCACCAGCGGCCGGGGGAGCGACGGCCGCACGGGCGCCGCCGAGUCGGGGAAGUGGGGCAGCCCGGGGCCGGGCGCGCCGUCCUCCCCGCCCUCCUCUGCCCGGCCCUCCGGCCGUCGGUACUGGGGCGUUGACUACAGGCUUGCACCAUGCGUGAGUACAAGCUAGUUGUUCUUGGCUCAGGAGGCGUUGGGAAGUCAGCCCUGACUGUGCAGUUUGUCCAAGGAAUAUUUGUUGAAAAAUAUGAUCCUACGAUAGAAGAUUCGUACAGAAAGCAAGUGGAAGUAGAUGCUCAACAGUGUAUGCUUGAGAUUUUGGACACGGCAGGAACGGAACAAUUUACAGCAAUGAGAGACUUGUACAUGAAAAACGGACAGGGCUUUGCAUUAGUGUAUUCCAUCACAGCACAGUCCACAUUUAACGACUUACAAGAUCUGCGAGAACAGAUUCUUCGAGUUAAAGAUACCGACGACGUGCCAAUGAUUCUGGUUGGGAAUAAGUGUGACUUGGAAGAUGAAAGAGUUGUAGGAAAGGAACAAGGCCAGAACCUAGCAAGACAAUGGAACAACUGUGCGUUCUUAGAAUCCUCAGCUAAAUCAAAGAUAAACGUUAAUGAGAUCUUUUAUGAUCUAGUGCGGCAAAUUAAUAGAAAAACUCCAGUCCCCGGAAAGGCACGUAAAAAGUCGUCGUGUCAACUGCUUUAAUGUACAGAUGUAUUGUAGCUCUGAGCCAGGUUUGAAGAACUGUUGCCCAAUUCCAACAGCGCCAGCAUUCCGACUUUAUUAAAUCUACCAACAUCUUCAAUGGACUUUCCUGUGGUGGUACCCUUUAAGAAACGGAUGAAAGCUACUACAUCAGUUUGCACAUUCUAUUCACUUUGCGGUGUCAGAGAUUUUUACUUAUAAAUAGUGUGAGUAUGCAACUGGUGAAACCAGAGGCUCCAUCCAGUAUUACUGCUAAGAGACAUUGUUCAUCCUUCCACCAGUGCUGUACAUGUAUGAAAAUUGCGGACUGUAAACUUUAACAAGCCCCAUACUUUCUAUUGGAGAGUCCAGUAAUGGAAAUCCUGAAAGCACCACUAUUUUAGCAUAAUAAAAGAAAGUCCAAAGAGCUCCUAUAUAGACUACUCCAGAUAACUCCGCUUCUUUGAUAUUUGUAGCUUCUUGUAAUUUUUUUUUUUUAAAGAAAUACAAAGUCACCAUUGUAUUGUACAAAAGCGCUUUGAAUUAACACAACAGCUAACUAGUUUUUUGGGUUUUUUUUUAAUUUUUGGAAAACCUGUGGAGACCGUGAUCUUGUCUUUAAAAUGAGAUAGUCCUUUCAGUAUAAUGUCUUAGAUUUAAGACUCUGCCUUUAAUAUCUGUUGGGAAGGAAAAAAUGUCCAGACUUUUCAAUCUUUUAUUGUAUGUUUCCUUUUUUUGUUUACAUAGGGAACACUGUUUAUAGUUACGUGUACAGUGGGGGUCUACAACAAGAAGUGUAUAUUUUCAGACAAUUUUUUAAUGAUUUGACAAUUUUUUGUAAAUCAUUUUCAGGCUUCUGCAGCUGUAGAUUCUCACUGUGAAACCCCCCCGCCCCCUCUCUCCCUCCCCUCUUCCCCCCGCUUGCUCAUGCGUAAGUGUAUUUGCAAUACCAAAUAGACAGGUUUUAGCCCUAUUACCCGUUAGUGACCGUUUCCCCGUGUGUAACGUUUUGGUUGAGAUGUGAAAUGGUGGAAGAGUACUGUGGAUGUGAAUGUGGGAAGUGAUUUUUCUAAUCAUAUGUGAUUGGUCACAGGGCCUGAGUUUGCAGUGAUUUACCUUUUGCCGGUUUAUUUACCAAAUGCCUCGUUGCUUCGUCUGCAUUAACGUUCGGGUGUAAAGAUUGUGUGUAUAUCCAGCAGGGAGCCACAGUAUUUAAAUUGACCAACCUAAUGUUACGACUGCUUCGCGGUGGCCAAAUGUAAACUAAAAGCCUUAAUCGAAAGUGGUGCAAUUUUGUAUGACUUAGUAUCAGUAGUUCAAUAAAUUGGGAUUGCCAAGCAAGGGCUUGCAUUAUAAUCACCUGCCAUUUGAAUGUUUUGUGUAAUGUUUUAACAGUGCUAGUAAAUAAAUAUGGGUUUAACUUUUUUUUUUAAAGUAACGGACGCGUUCUGCACGGUGUGGGGUCUUGGGCUCUGCCAGGUGGGCAAGCCGAGUGCUCGCCCGUGACGGGGAAGGCGAAUGAAAGGCGGCAGACUUUAUAACCUAGUGAUGUGAUUCCAGCGUCAGCCUAGCCACCUCGGACUUUUCUCCCCCCCACCCCCAGCCCGAAAGAUGAUUUUGUAAAACAAGCAAUAUCGCUUAUAUAAAACUCCUCUUGGUAUGAUUCAACGGCUCUUUUCUUUGAAAAUGGGAAAAUGAAAAUACUUUGAUGCGUUACUCUGCUGUUUUUUUAUGUAGGAUUAAGUUAUACCCAGUAUGUUAUGGUUAUAAAAAUAUUUUAAUGAA
This is a messenger RNA of Ornithorhynchus anatinus (platypus), 2615 nucleotides long. RefSeq names its product RAP1B, member of RAS oncogene family (gene RAP1B). NCBI's taxonomy places the organism in Eukaryota, Metazoa, Chordata, Mammalia, Monotremata, Ornithorhynchidae. Gene Ontology annotation, molecular function: GTP binding; GTPase activity; GDP binding. The transcript is spliced from 8 exons. The coding region runs from base 297 to 851 and encodes 184 amino acids. The record is from RefSeq and is a predicted model, not a curated record. Gene Ontology annotation, cellular component: plasma membrane. Gene Ontology annotation, biological process: cellular response to cAMP; Rap protein signal transduction; negative regulation of synaptic vesicle exocytosis.